This is a messenger RNA of Trichoderma reesei QM6a, 1348 nucleotides long. RefSeq names its product ribosomal protein L16, L13 family (gene rpl16). Gene Ontology annotation, molecular function: mRNA binding; structural constituent of ribosome. Gene Ontology annotation, cellular component: cytosolic large ribosomal subunit; ribosome. Gene Ontology annotation, biological process: negative regulation of translation; translation. The transcript has 5 exons. The coding region runs from base 156 to 764 and encodes 202 amino acids. Lineage: Eukaryota; Fungi; Ascomycota; Sordariomycetes; Hypocreales; Hypocreaceae. The record is from RefSeq and is a predicted model, not a curated record.
CAGGGAACGACUAACCCAGCCAAACCAAAGCAAACACACAGCCAGCCAGAUUUCUUUCGCCGCUUCGAGGUCGGAGGAAAUUUGUGUGUUUUCUUUUCUUUCAUCGUUCCUUCUUUCUAUUUCUUUUCCAUACCCCCCGAAAAGAAUCCGAAACGAUGUCGUCCUUCGAGUCGGUUGUUGUCAUUGACGGCAAGGGUCACCUCCUUGGCCGUCUUGCCAGCAUUGUCGCCAAGCAGCUCCUCAGCGGUCAGAAGAUCGUUGUCGUCCGCUGCGAGGCUCUCAACAUCUCUGGCGAGUUCUUCCGCGCUAAGCUCAAGUACCACGCCUACCUGCGCAAGAUGACCCGUUACAACCCUACCCGCGGUGGUCCCUUCCACUUCCGCGCUCCCUCCAGAAUCUUCUACAAGGCCGUCCGUGGUAUGAUUCCUCACAAGACCGCCCGUGGUGCCGCCGCUCUGGAGCGCCUCAAGGUCUUCGAGGGUGUCCCUCCCCCCUACGACAAGAAGAAGAAGAUGGUCGUUCCCCAGGCUCUCCGUGUCCUGAGACUGCAGCCCGGCCGCAAGUACUGCACCGUUGGCCGUCUCAGCCACGAGGUUGGCUGGAAGUACCAGGACGUUGUUGCCCGUCUGGAGGAGAGGCGGAAGGCCAAGGGCGCUGCCUACUACGAGCGCAAGAAGGUUGCUGCGCGACAACUGACCGACGCGAAGAAGAACGCCUCUGUCAAGGAGGAGACGGCGAAGGCCCUCGCGGCUUAUGGCUACUAAGCUGGCCAUUCCUCGGCUCCCCGCGCGGGGGACGCCCUGGUACUUCGCAUUGUCUUUUUCUCGUGCGUUUCAUUAGAUUGGCGCGGCGGUUCACAAAGGAAUUACACUUGAUCUGCUGAGUGAUGGCGAGGGCGGCGGCUUCUUUGGGGCGCGGACGGAAAACUUUCUUCUCCAUUUCAUUUCCUUGAUCCAAUAUUCUCCUUGUCAGUCGGAACUUGAUGGCCCAUCCCACAGAAAAAAAUAAAGCAACACAGGAAACCCCAACAAUCAGCACGGACAAAAAAGGCGAUCUCCUCGAUAUCGGACGUUUCGUGAGGGUGACAGUGGUUGGACUGGACGCGAUGUUAUAAUGUGGUUCUUUGCGCUUGUUCUGCCGCGGUGGGGGGAAAUGGAAGAUUGGAACUGAGCUGGAGGGGAAAAGUUUUUGCUUCUUCUUUCCGUCUGGCCUCGCGAUGGCUUGACACCGCUCAAGGACGCUAUUCGCGGCUUAUUUGGGGGCAAAAAAAGUGAGUCGGCGACAGGAAUUGGGGGACGUGGGAGAGGAUGGGCAGUGAUGAUCAUACCCUUUCUCUGAGCAAAAGAGG